Messenger RNA from Phoenix dactylifera (date palm), 1984 nucleotides. RefSeq names its product sugar transport protein MST3-like. The record is from RefSeq and is a predicted model, not a curated record. Lineage: Eukaryota; Viridiplantae; Streptophyta; Magnoliopsida; Arecales; Arecaceae. Gene Ontology annotation, biological process: monosaccharide transmembrane transport. Gene Ontology annotation, cellular component: membrane. Gene Ontology annotation, molecular function: monosaccharide transmembrane transporter activity.
CAGCUUAUUCUCCGCUCUGCAUUCUUCUCUCUCGCUCGUUCUUCUCUCUCGAUCUUUCUUUCUCUGUGUAGACAAGAGUUGCGUUUAGGGUUAGAGUUCGUGGAGUCUAAAGAGGUUGGAGGUCUUCGACAAUGGCGGGAGGAGCGAUUGUGAACGCCGGGGCGACGAAGGAUUACCCCGGGAAGCUGACCGUCUUCGUUUUCUUCACCUGCGUCGUCGCGGCCACCGGCGGGCUCAUCUUCGGCUAUGAUAUCGGAAUCUCCGGUGGGGUGACUUCGAUGGAUUCGUUUCUUAAGAAGUUCUUCCCGACGGUGUAUCGACAGGAGAAGGAAGACAAGAGCACGAACCAGUACUGCAAGUUCGACAGCCAGGUGCUGCAGAUGUUCACGUCGUCGCUGUACUUGGCGGCGCUGGUCGCGUCCUUCUUCGCGUCGGUGGUGACGAGGGCGUUCGGCCGGAAGUGGUCCAUGUUCGGCGGCGGCGUCACCUUCCUCAUCGGCGCCGCCCUCAACGGCUUCGCCAAGAACGUCCUCAUGCUCAUCCUCGGCCGCAUCCUCCUCGGCAUCGGCGUCGGUUUCGCCAACCAGUCCGUUCCGGUGUACCUCUCGGAGAUGGCCCCUGCUCGUCUGCGAGGCAUGCUCAACAUCGGCUUCCAGUUGAUGAUCACCAUCGGCAUCCUCGCUGCCAAUCUCAUCAACUAUGGAACAUCCAAGAUCAAGGGGGGAUGGGGCUGGCGCGUAAGUCUUGCCCUUGCCGCCGUCCCGGCCGGCAUCAUCACUCUUGGCUCUUUGUUCCUCCCCGACACCCCCAACUCCCUCAUCGAGCGUGGCUAUGAUGACAAGGCCAAGAAGAUGCUCCGCCGCAUCCGCGGAACUGACGACAUCCAUGAGGAGUACAACGAUCUUGUCGCUGCCAGCGAGGAGGCGAAGCUCGUGGAGCACCCCUGGAGAAACAUUCUACAGAGGAAGUACCGCCCUCAGCUUACCAUGGCCAUCCUCAUUCCCUUCUUCCAGCAGCUAACUGGCAUCAACGUCAUCAUGUUCUACGCUCCCGUGCUCUUCAAGACCAUUGGAUUUGGAGGCGAGGCAUCGCUUAUGUCAUCUGUUAUCACAGGGCUAGUUAAUGUGUUUGCUACCUUGGUCUCCGUCUUUACUGUCGACAAGCUCGGUCGGCGGAAGCUUUUCCUGCAGGGUGGAGCCCAGAUGCUUGUUUGCCAGAUCAUUGUGGGGACGCUGAUUGCAAUCAAAUUUGGGACCAGUGGCGAGGCAAAUCUUUCAAAGAGCUAUGCAGCCUUCGUCGUGCUCUUCAUUUGUGUCUAUGUUGCUGGCUUCGCGUGGUCAUGGGGCCCCUUGGGGUGGCUGGUGCCCAGUGAGAUAUUCCCACUAGAGAUCCGGUCAGCCGGGCAGAGUAUCAACGUCUCUGUAAACAUGCUUUUCACCUUCAUCAUUGCCCAAGCUUUCCUCACGAUGCUCUGCCACAUGAAAUUUGGCUUGUUCUACUUCUUUGCUGGAUGGGUUGUAAUCAUGACUACUUUCGUUGCCUUGUUCCUUCCGGAGACUAAGAAUGUGCCAAUUGAGGAGAUGGUUCUGGUCUGGAAGUCUCACUGGUUCUGGGGCAACUUCAUUGCUGAUGAGGACAUACACGUUGGCAACGUUGAGAUGGGCAAUGGCAAGUCCAAGGCUGGGUCUGUAUGAUGGAUAUGAAAUCAGACGGAUCGACCUUUUGUUGGUCAUCCUUUGAUAGGUGUCGAGGGUCCUCAAUGGAUCCUGAUCGAAAGUCAGUUGUGGUACAUUGGUUGUAGAUGGUGUCUAAUGGUCUGGUUCUGUCAACCAAAACUUUUCCUGUUUGUUUUGGAACUAUGUUUUCUUACCGAUCGUAUAUAUGAUCUCGAUUAAUGAUGAAAGAAUCAAGAGGUUUCUGUAAAGCUUGGAUCAUUAUAUGAUUGUAACGAAGAUCUGAAGGGAAUUUUUCUGCUUUUCUGCUC